Messenger RNA from Sardina pilchardus (European sardine), 2023 nucleotides. Its product is annotated as rho-related GTP-binding protein RhoA-C-like. Gene Ontology annotation, biological process: small GTPase-mediated signal transduction. Gene Ontology annotation, cellular component: cytosol. The coding region runs from base 99 to 680 and encodes 193 amino acids. The record is from RefSeq and is a predicted model, not a curated record. The transcript is spliced from 5 exons. Gene Ontology annotation, molecular function: protein kinase binding; GTPase activity; GTP binding. Lineage: Eukaryota; Metazoa; Chordata; Actinopteri; Clupeiformes; Clupeidae.
AGAAGUGGGCGGGCACAAACACGGUUGCAGGCGAAUGGGCGCGGUCUUGGGGUCGAACAGGAAAAGAAGAGGAAAACGAGGACGUCUGAACUGAAAAGAUGGCGGCCAUCCGGAAGAAGUUAGUCAUUGUUGGAGAUGGUGCAUGUGGGAAGACUUGUUUGCUUAUAGUUUUCAGCAAAGACCAGUUUCCUGAAGUGUAUGUCCCUACUGUAUUUGAAAACUAUGUUGCUGACAUCGAAGUUGAUGGGAAACAGGUGGAGCUGGCUCUGUGGGAUACAGCAGGCCAGGAGGACUACGACAGACUGCGGCCCCUGUCUUACCCUGACACAGACGUCAUACUCAUGUGCUUCUCCAUAGAUAGCCCAGACAGUUUGGAGAACAUUCCAGAGAAGUGGACUCCGGAGGUCAAACACUUCUGUCCGAACGUCCCCAUCAUUCUGGUGGGCAACAAGAAAGAUCUGCGCAACGACGAGCACACACGCCGGGAACUAGCAAAGAUGAAACAGGAACCUGUUAAACAAGAAGAGGCCAGGGACAUGGCCGUUCGCAUCAAUGCCUUUGGCUACCUGGAGUGCUCAGCCAAGACGAAGGAUGGCGUCAGGGAGGUGUUUGAAUUGGCCACUAGGGCGGCGCUGCAAGCCAAGAAGCGCAGCAAAAAGAGUGCCUGCCUCUUAUUAUAGAGGGUGAGAGGAUGCUGGGAAAGGGAGGGGAGGGGACGUAAACCAAGCCAACCAACAAAACCGAGGAGUGGUUAUUAGAAAGAAGCAGCAACGCAUUCCCUGCUGAGUAAGGCUCAGGGGACAGGGACGGAGACACCAAAUCAGGCCAAAGGACCUAGCGAAGUAAAAGGGACUUAGCAUUCACAAGGUCAACAUGCUGUCUUUUGUAAGACAUUUAAUGUAAAAUGGAAAGGUUACAGUUUGGCCCUAUGUUACAUAAAGAAAGUUCUGUAAUAGCACACUAUACUAAAGUUGCAACUGAAUAUGAUGGUGCUCCUGAAUAUCCAUCACCUUUGGGCCCAGAUGAUGGAUUUCUUGUCUUUUUUUUGUUGUUUGUUUGUUUUUUUGGAUAAUGUAUGAUGAGUCUAGAACCCCAGCACUUGUUCUGAACACAGAACCUGGUUCUAUUUGGGAACUUUGAGAAAUAUUGUUGAAUGCAGGAGUAGGAAGCAAAGAUUCUAGAGUGAUCUUUGGUAGGAAGCAAAACCAUCAACAGCACAGAAGGGCCUACAUUUCUGAGUAUUCCCAGGGUCACUUUGUCCCACUGACCAUCCUGACUGGACCCCCCAUGUCUGCCUUGCUAACUAGGCUGACCUUGAGCUUAAUACAUCCUCCAUCUUGUCACUCAGUGAUGCCACUGGUUGAAUUGAACAAGCAAUUUUGGUUUAUUUAAGAAAUAAAUCAAAUAUAGACAUCGCCUUAAAUUUUUAAAUGCAUACUACAUUAAUGAUACUAAUGCAGUUUUUGUGUGUGAAUGUUUUAUACUCUCGUCAAUGCCAUGCUUAAAAAUGGAUUGAACAGAUCUAAGACUACUUGAGUCUGUGUUUGGACUGUCCAGCUGUCUGGAUUAGGCAACAAUUGUAUACUUUUAUAUUAGAUGACAGGUUUCGGAAAAAAAUAUGUAUUUUUCUGCAGCGGUUUUCACUUGCAUUGCGGAUUUCAUUGACAGUCAGGGUCUACUGUAAUGUUACUUUUUUUCUUCUCCCUAGACAUAUGGGGAAACCCCUCUGUCACUCCAUGUGCUUUUUUUUUAAAAUACUAUUGACAUGUACUCAACCUGUGUAGUCUCUUUUUAACAAUGUGUGAUAUUCUACUGGCUUUUUCAUUCAUUUAUAAACAUUAUCCAAAUCUUCACUGAACCAGAUACGUUGGAAAGAACAUGACCACAAGAAACCAACUAAAUGCCUUGAUACUCAUUUACAAUAACUGUGGUUUUUAAGAGGUAAACUGAUGUUGCAACAGUGAUGUUUUGUAGACCAUCAUAAGAUUUACUUAGAAAAUAAAUUGUUACAAGAGGAAUCUAA